AUGAACUUCCCAGAUCCUGCUCCGGAAGAUGUAAUAUUGCCAGGCGCGGCCGUCGUUCAACCACCUCAAGACCAGGAGCCGCUCAAGUUGGACGAUUUCAUCGCACUGUGCCGUCGCGCUGGCGUCGUCGCUCCGGACGCAUCCCUUGCUCUUGACGAAUGCUUCAUCUUUAAACACCGGCCGGACUACCAGUCAAUCAUAGGGGAAUGGGGUGCACUUAUUGGGCACAGACCAUACGACGACGUUUCUGAUACUAGCGACCCAAUCGCAACAGAGAGCAACGGAGUGAAUCGGAUCUGGUCAUGGGAUCAUCGCAAACAGACGCUCGAGUUUGUCUGCGAGCAUUGGCGCUCGGAGAACUCCGAUGUCGCACCCUCGCUUGAGAAGAAGCAGGUCAUUCACACGAACGAGACUUCGACAAGCUGGAAUCUGUACGCAAAACCAGCCACGCAUGGUCAGGUCCACCUCUCUGCGCGCCCGACGCUAUUCAACGAUGACGGAACGCUUCUACGCAUAGGCGCACAGCUCUUCUCCCUUGAAGCUGAGCGCACGUAUCAACCUCUGGCUUCGGGGAAAGCGGACCUCUGUGAACAUCCAUCGUACUUCGAGGAGUUCGCAAGACGCGGUGCCUUUGUGGCCAUUGCCAGCCGCGCACACACUGCUGCUCAGAACGUAUAUGACGACUUCAAGACCUUCGACGGGUUUGGCGCGACCCUUCUGCGCCUGGAGUCACUCGCGUUAGACGAAUACGACGAGACUGACGAUGAGUCUGAAAGUGAGAGCGACCCGGAUGAGUUCUCUGUUACAUCGUCCGAGUCUGAUGGUCGGGAAUCGUGGAGCGAGGGUUCGACUGAUGUCGAUGAUAUGCUGGAAUCCGACUUCGACUCCGACUCAGCGUCUGUGGAUUCCUCAAGCUCGUCAUCUGCGGACGCCCAGUCCGUCAAGACACCAGUCGAUGAGCCGCAGAUCGACGCUCCCUCCAGGCCCGACACUCCCGAGGUGGACGAAACGGGCAUCGAGCCUGACGCGAAGUCCAUACCGGACGACGAAUCGCGACCUCCUUCUGUAAUAUUGGCUCCACCAGACCAUGGCUUGGGGCGGCGUGGCAUCUACCGGAGUAGGCGCCCUCCUCGCGCCUACGUCAUCGAGCGAGGCAGCGCCAGAGAACGCGAGCCUGAAGUGCUCCUUACCGUCUUCGGGAUCCACAACGCAGGACCCCCCACAAAGCUCUUUCAGUAUAAGCAUCCGUUAUCCCACAUGAUCUAUGAGUCUCCUCCAGCACUUCAUCCGCACAAAACACUUGCCGUAUGGCCACUCGGUUCAGGCAGCAUCCUCUUUGCAGACUUUGUAGAGAAGACAUAUCAUGUUCAGCAGUUACGUCCAUCCACCUCAUUCUCGCGAAAUGUGUCCAUGAAGGUACACUUUUCUCCCUGUGGCCAAUAUCUCCAUGUCGCUGCUCUCGAAGCGAGGCCUGAAUCCGGCGAAGAGCCAAAUCCGAGGCACCGCUCACGGAGUUCCUCGAUUGGACUUCGCAUCUACCUUUUGCUGUCAACCUUCCGCCUCUCCUCUCGAAAGACCGCGCGCAGUCCACCCCCACUCGUACAUCGAGCCAUAGCCAACCUCGGGAAACACAUCAAGCUCAACGUCCUGCGACUUCCAUUCACGUUCGUUUGGACCGAGACCGACUUGUUCGUCACACAGAGAGGGACAACACUAUCUGUUCAACGCCUCGCGCUCUUCGGCGCCUCGCAGUCAACGACGCCCAAGUCGCCUGAAGCGCAUGUCCUUGUGCCAAAGAACACGAUAAUCCUUCCUGUAUCUGCCUCAACCCGCGACGUACACUUCAUGCCGUCGGACGGCGACAAUUGCACCGUCAUUAUUGGCAGUGACCCGCGCAUGGAUGCUUCCUCUCUAGCCAUUGCGCCUGGAACGCGUGGGAUGCUGUCUCCGCCCAUCGGCGCCUAUCUGCACGCAAAGGACUUGGGCGGUUGGAUAGGGUCUGAAGCAGUUCCUAUUCCGAAUGGGCAAGGUGUCGGGAAGCUUGCCGAGCGUAGGGAGUUCUAUUUCAUCGAGGGUUGCAAUAUUGAACCAUGGAUCGAGGCGAGAUAG
Molecule: messenger RNA, 2109 nt
Organism: Peniophora sp. CBMAI 1063
Lineage: Eukaryota; Fungi; Basidiomycota; Agaricomycetes; Russulales; Peniophoraceae
Source: the annotation of a GenBank genome assembly